Salvia hispanica is the source of this 1242-nucleotide messenger RNA. The record is from RefSeq and is a predicted model, not a curated record. Lineage: Eukaryota; Viridiplantae; Streptophyta; Magnoliopsida; Lamiales; Lamiaceae.
AUGAUAUAUAUUUCCAGCUCUCCCAUUCCUCUGCUGCCAUCAAUCGCCUUCACUCCUUCUUCUCUCCCCUUACUCCAAUGUCGUCUGAAUCCAACGGCGACGUCAGGCGGCGGAGAUCGCCGUCGUCCGAAGCAGAGUCGGACGCGCCCCCGACCGCGGCAGAGUUCAAGGGCACUCGAGGAUCGCUUAUGAAUUCCAUUAUUGCAAUUGUUCUGUGGCUCGGGUCGGUCCAUCUCAUCGUCUCGAUCGUCCUCGCCUCGUUUUUCUUCCUCCCCUUUCCCAAAUCACUCGGAGGAAUUGUGUUGCUCUUCGUAUUUAUGGUGAUUCCGAUUAAUGAGCGGAGCAGAUGGGGCCGGAAUUUGGCCAGGUAUAUAUGUAAGCAUGCAGUUGGUUAUUUUCCGGUGGCGUUGCAUGUGGAGAACAUCAAAGCCUUUGAUCCCAAUGAAGCAUAUGUUCUUCCUCUAUCUCUUGCAGUUUUUGGUUAUGAACCACAUUCAGUUUGGCCUAUUGGAGUAAUUGCGAUAGCAGAUCUUACUGGUUUCAUGCCUCUUCCGAAGAUCAAGGUUCUUGCAAGUUCUGCUGUGUUCUACACUCCCUUCAUGCGACAUUUAUGGACGUGGUUGGGACUUUCAGCUGCUACAAGGAAAAAUUUUACUGCACUUUUGUCAUCUGGUUAUAGCUGCAUUAUAAUUCCAGGAGGAGUCCAGGAGGCCUGCUAUAUGGAGCAUGGCUCUGAGGUUGCGUUUCUACAAAGCAGAAAAGGAUUUGUACGAAUUGCUAUAGAGACUGGCAAACCUCUGGUGCCUGUUUUCUGCUUUGGACAGACUGAUGUAUACAAGUGGUGGAGACCAGGUGGGAAACUCUUUAGGGAGUUCUCCAGAGCCAUAAAGUUCACACCCAUUGUGUUCUGGGGCGUACUAGGUUCACCUCUACCUUUUAGACAGCCGCUCCAUGUGGUGGUUGGUGAACCAAUUCUGGUGAAGAAAAAUUCUCAACCUACUAAAGAAGAGGUUAUGGAGGUCCAUGCCCGGUUUGUGGAAGCGCUUCAAGAUCUUUUCCAAAGACACAAAGCAAGGGUCGGCCACCCAGACUUGCAGCUUAGGAUUCUAUAACAAGCUUAAUUUAUAUCAACAAUUUAUGUUGUUGUAUAUUAUUCCUAGCUGAUUUAUUAUUUUUAGUCCACUUGCAUCUGCCCUAACAAUCCAUUUUUAGUAAUAAUAAUAUGCUUAGAUCACAUCAUCA